AUGGUAGCCGUCCGCAUCUACGGGUUCCAGAAAGAACACCUCGAUAUCCCCGCUCACCUCGAAACAAUCAUACCAGCAGAGCUCCGCACUGCAUUCUAUCGCGCAAAAUACAUAGCCGGACAAACCUUUCGACAGUUAGAAUAUCUCGAAAUACGCCAGGCAAAUCGCUACCAGGCAAUGUGCCCUCCCACGAGCAUAAACUACUACAACCAUCAAAUGUCUGUGUUACGUCUUUUCAGCUGGCGCCAUGAUUACCACUGGAGAAAUCCAACUCUUGCUCCAACCGAGAAGCUCGAUCCAGCCAUCCUUUGCUUCCACAUAGACCAGUCUGCGUAUCAGAGCUAUCAAACAAUCUUCACCAAAUACCAAGAAACGUUCAUGUCUGGUCAUUUCCUGGCGUGGCAUAAUAUAAAGCGCGCCGUGGAUGCAACAGUUGCUAAGUCUAAGCUUAACGAUGUGGAAAAACGAAUGUGGAAUCAGUUCUGGCACACCAACUUUCUGGGCGAGAUGCAGAAAUGGGAGUUUCGGGCUAUGGCCCUUGCUAUCCCGUCUUGGGAGGAGAUCGUCGACGAGCUCUACAAUGCGAUCUUGGAAUGUGUCAAGGGAGCAGAGGAUACGCUGGCCAAUGCUGCUCAUGGUAUUCCUGGCAAACGCGUCCUUUGA
Molecule: messenger RNA, 663 nt
Organism: Aspergillus oryzae RIB40
Lineage: Eukaryota; Fungi; Ascomycota; Eurotiomycetes; Eurotiales; Aspergillaceae
Exons: 1
Coding region: 1-663 (220 amino acids)
Source: RefSeq, a predicted model, not a curated record